Molecule: messenger RNA, 2013 nt
Organism: Sesamum indicum (sesame)
Lineage: Eukaryota; Viridiplantae; Streptophyta; Magnoliopsida; Lamiales; Pedaliaceae
Gene: SMU2
Product: RED family protein
Source: RefSeq, a predicted model, not a curated record
CGGCUAAACGGCCAACCUCAUCCUUCUUACUCUCGCGAUUCAAGCGGCAAAAUUUCCUAUCUGAAAGCCCUAACCGCGAAAAAUUGAUCUGAUUGUGUCGGAAACAAUCUGUUCGGUCUACUUGUUUAGUGAUGUCGACGAAGCGUAAUCACAAGGAGAAAACCAUCCGCCGACACCAUAAGGAGGAGAAGCAGGAAGAACCCGAGCAGCCGAAAUACAGGGACCGGGCAAAAGAACGGAGAGAAGAUCAAAAUCCGGAUUAUGAGAUAACUGAGUUGACGUCCUUUCAUGCUGUUGCUCCCCCGGGAAAUGUUGAUCUCCUGUCUGCUGAUGCACACAAGUUAUCUAUUGAGAAGAGCAAAUAUCUUGGAGGUGAUGUUGAGCACACACAUUUGGUCAAAGGGUUGGAUUAUGCUUUGCUUCAUAAAGUGCGAAGUGAAAUAGACAAGAAGCCUGAUGUUGGGGAAGAGACUGAUGGAAAAUCAAAAGGACAAAAGGAUGACCAGCCAGUAACUUUUCGCACUGCAUCAGCAAAGUCGGUUUAUCAGUGGAUAGUCAAACCACAAACUGUCAUCAAGACAAAUGAAAUGUUCCUUCCUGGACGAAUGGCUUUUAUAUUUAACAUGGAAAAUGGAUAUUCUCAUGAUAUUCCAACAACUGUCCACAGAAGCAAAGCUGAUUGUCCUAUUCCUGAGGAAAUGGUGACUGUGAGCGUUGAUGGUUCAGUUUUAGAUCGGAUUGCUAAAAUAAUGUCAUAUCUCCGCCUUGGGUCAUCAGGGAAAGUUCUGAAAAAGAAGAAGAAAGACAAAGAUACAAAAGGAAAGAUUUUGUCUGUUUCUAAUGGAUAUGAAGAGGAUGAGAGGAUAUUGAAAUCUGAUUCUAUAAAGAAUCAAACUGUACGGGAAACCCUACCACCACCUCCCCCACUUCCCAAACAGAAUCUUCCUGAUCCAAAAGAGAAGCGGGAAUCAACUGGUGUUAGGAAAGAAGAGGAGGAUAUUUUUGUUGGUGAAGGGAUAGACUAUGCUAUUCCAAGUAAAGAUAUGAGCCAAAGCCCAAUUUCAGAGGACAUGGAAGAAUCUCCUCGAAAUAAAGAUAAGAAUUCCUACUUUGCUGAACCUGCAUAUGGCCCAGUUCCACCAGCUGAGAUGUCUCAUGGUUGGCAACAAUCGAAUGGGUAUGAUGCUUUGCAAGCACAAGCAUUGGCUGGCAGCUACCAGGGAGAGUGGCAGAACUACCAAUAUGCUGAACAGCUGGCUUACCCUGAGCAAUAUCUCCAGCAAGACAUUCAAAGCUAUGAUAUGCAAGCUGGUUCAAACGUCCUGCAGGACCCACGCUUUAUGACUCAAGAAGAGAAGGAUAGGGGCUUAGGAUCUGUGUUUAAGAGGGAUGAUCAGCGGCUUCAACAACUGAGGGAGAAGGAUGCUCGGGAGAAAGACCCUAAUUUUAUAUCUGAGAGUUACUCUGAAUGCUAUCCUGGUUACCAAGAAUAUAACCGUGAGAUUGUUGACAGUGAUGACGAAGAUGACUUAUCCAAAAUGGACAUGGGUGGACGGGCAAAGGGCCGCCUUCAUCGUUGGGACUUUGAGACGGAAGAGGAAUGGGCUACGUACAAUGAGCAGAAGGAAGCAAUGCCAAAAGCUGCAUUUCAGUUUGGUGUCAAGAUGCAAGAUGGUCGGAAGACCCGCAAACAGAACAGAGAACAGAAACUCACCAACGACCUGCACAAGAUAAACAAAAUACUCGCCAGGAAAAAGGCCGAGAACGGUGAGAAAAACGAUGAGAGCAGGAUGCAUGACGAUGAAUCACAUCCUGGAAAGAAGCUAAGGAUAUGAUGAUUCAACUUAAUCUUCCUGUGAUAUGAACUGUUACCUAUCCUCCUACAACGCUCCAGUUCUGUUUGAAGUUAACCCUCAUUGGCCAUGAUGUGAUUUGUUUAUCUUCGGAGGUUUGUAAUUGAUUUUGGAAUUCUGGAUAAGGGAUAUGAAUAAAUGAUGACUUUGCAGGCUACGA